AUGAGAGGCAGAAGCCUGACGGUGACCCUGUUCGGAGAGAAAGAGAGCGAGAGAAGAACUGCUGUCAAAAACAGGGUAGUUGUGCUAAGCAAGGCCAAGGAUAAAUCCUUUGCCGAUAUGGUGCGAGGACUUCGCACGGGACUGGGAGAGAGGAAAGAUGUAGUGGUAAAGCAAAUGAGGAAAACAAAAAGUGAGGGCAUGGUUUUGGAAUUGGACGGUGGAAGAGAGAUGGCUGAGGAGGUCAGGAGGAUCGUCUCCUCGGGCAACACCUGUGUUACCAAAGCGGUAACGAAGGGUGGAGUGCCGAGAAAGAUUAUCUCCCUGAUCGACAUGUACGUGAUAACCACGGUGAAAGACGUGAUGAAUGCGAUAGAGGACUUUGCAGGGAGAAAGUGCGAAGGUGAGGUGAAGGACAUUCGACCGUCACACGGUGGCAAAAUUGCCAGGGAAGAGGUAGAACUUUGCGUAGCAGAGAGAUUAAUCCGGAGGGAGAGACUGAUGGUGGGAAUAAUAUCCUGUCUAGUAAAGGAAAGAGUUUCCAUUGCGAGAUGCCACAGAUGCCAGGCAAUUGGGCACAUAAGAGCGGAGUGUAAGGCAGAGAGCGAGCAUAAGGGUUGUUGGAGAUGCGGAGAAGAGGGUCACAUCGCCAGACAAUGCAAUGAGAGUAAAUUGUGGUUCGCGAACUGUAACAUAGAAGGUCAUAGAUGUCAGGAGUUGGUUGACGAGGCCAGGAGUAGAUCUGCGAACGCGGUGCGGUAG
Messenger RNA from Diabrotica virgifera virgifera (western corn rootworm), 759 nucleotides. RefSeq lists its product as uncharacterized. The coding region runs from base 1 to 759 and encodes 252 amino acids. The record is from RefSeq and is a predicted model, not a curated record. NCBI's taxonomy places the organism in Eukaryota, Metazoa, Arthropoda, Insecta, Coleoptera, Chrysomelidae. Gene Ontology annotation, molecular function: nucleic acid binding; zinc ion binding. The transcript has a single exon.